Molecule: messenger RNA, 2137 nt
Organism: Cannabis sativa
Lineage: Eukaryota; Viridiplantae; Streptophyta; Magnoliopsida; Rosales; Cannabaceae
Exons: 6
Coding region: 578-1993 (471 amino acids)
Biological process (GO): proteolysis
Molecular function (GO): cysteine-type peptidase activity
Source: RefSeq, a predicted model, not a curated record
AUUGUAGGAAUUGAGUAAGGUGCAACGUGAACGUUCCUCAAAAAUUCAAUCCAGACACCGAAGUGGUCGGAGUGGGAUGGUGAACGUACGGGAAGCUGUGGUAAGUAAUACUAAAAAUUUAAUGUGCUAUAAUGUGCUAUACAAUUUAAUUGGUACUCAUUUCAUUGUUAUAACGUUAUGUAGAAAAAGGACCUCGAAGUUGCAGAUCCUCCCCGCCACCGUGUUUGGAUUAAAUCUCGCACCAAGAGUAGAAAACUUGUCACUGAUUACGACAAGGAAAUUGCCGAGAAGAUUGUAAGUAUAUAUUAAUUCAUAUACUAAUUGCUUGAAUAUAUAAUUCAAUUAGAGUUAGUGUAUAUAAUUCAUAUACUAAUUGCUUGAAUAUAUGCGUGCAUUAGGCUCAAUUAGAGGAGAAGCUUAGUCAGGGACAAAUUCAGGUCCAGGGCCAAAACGAUAUCCUCACGCAGGCGCUCGGGACACCAGAGCAUCCUGGACGUGUCAGGGCUGCUGGGUAUGCUAUUACUUCAAAUGUUAUUUAUUUAGUUACACAAAUGAAAUCGUUGCUAAUUUGCAUUUUAUGAUUUGUAGGUUCCUGACCAGGGCAUCUCAACUGUUCGGCAGGAAGAAAAGGGAAGUGUCUGAUGUUGUGGCUCGGCAAGCGAAGGAGAUUGAACAAUUAAAAGCCGAUGUCCAAUCCCUUAAGCAGCAGAGGAACGCUGCCGAACAAGAGGAAGAAGGAGAGGUGGCUGGUGAGGCGUAUGUUCCACAACCAUACGCUCCUCAGGAUGAGGUACAACCAACAAUUUAUGCUGAGGAGUUCAUUUCCCUCAACGACCAAGGUAUCCUAUACAAUUUUGAUGACCAAGCGGCCCUUACUCAGCAAGUACAUCUCUGCUCUGACAACAUCGACAAUAUUGUGGCCCGAGCGUAUUUGUACGAGCAUGUGGGUGUGAUCAAAGUUCACUGCCAGGAUUACGAUGAUUCACAUGCUCGGAUCAUGGUUUCGGAAAUCCUGCAAGAGGACGCUGAAAUCCCAGUCCCACUUGAAGAGUUCAGAUAUGUUAGGGACGUGUACCAGAUGUUCCUUCCUUGGCCUAAACACUUAAUUUUAACAACCGAGGGUCCACUCGCUCAACCGCCCUCAAGACGUGAUGCGUCAAAGGGGAAAGCUCCGAUGCUUUCUCCACAAAGCCGUGGUGCACGGGAAGAUGAGUUGUUCACGGAAGAGAAGAUGGCGUUGAUCCCUAAUUCGCUGAAAUGGAUGAUUCAUGAAUUCCUAAGGCUCAAAGAUAAACGUGAUAUAAUCACAAUUCCUGUCCCCCGAGGAUUCAUUGCACCGCGUACCCAGAUCACGUUAUCUGGAGAGGAUUUGCAGCAGGUUGCUACGUGUGACUACAUCGGCAACCAGGGAAUGCUGUUUGGAAUGAUGCACAUAUGGGAGAGCAUCAACGGUCUGAGAAAAAUUUUCAAGUUUUACGACCCAGAGCUUCUCACAGUGCAUGGGAUCAGCGAUGAAGAACAGAGUCAGUCUUUUGACGAUGCGGCAAGACGAUUGGCUAAUUGGUUAUCAUUAAUGAACAGCAACCACCAAAUGUUCUUUAUUCCUUGGAAUAUCGGGAUGCAUUGGACGCUAGUGGUGGUUGCGCCAAAUAAAAUUAUCCAUUUAAACCCUCUAAAAGGCCGCCCAAUUCCCGAAGAAAUAGAACAAAUGAUCGGAAGGGCAUUCAUGUAUAUAGGGGACGCACAUCAGUAUCUUGGCCCGUGGCAAGGAAUUGCACAAGCAAACUGUCCAAGACAACCUAAAAGCCAAGAAUGCGGUUUUUAUGUUUUGAAAUAUAUGACUGACAUCGUCGCACGUGCCAACCCCAACCGUUACAUAGAAGAUCAAAAAGCUUUUGGGGGUAAGAAGCAAUACGAUCCAAAAACAGAAAUUUUACCACUACAGCGAAAGUGGAUCGAACAAUUGAUGGCGGUGAUUCACGGUGACGAUUGAGGUUCAAAGGUCGAAGAAUUUUUCUUCAUUAUGUAAUUUUUAUAGAUUAACUUGUAAUUAGAUUUAUUAACUUAUUAAUAUUUUUAACUAAUUUUACAUGUUUGUGUAAUAUUUAAUUAUUUUUAUGAAAUCAAAUUAUGUUUU